AAACAUAAAUGGCGAUGGUAACAUCAACGAUAUGAGAGAAGCAGUUUAUCAAGUUGGUGUCUUUCUCGAUCAACAUGCAAAAGGUGUUGCCAAAGCAUCAAGAUCAAAAGAUCGUCAUUUCUGGUUAGCAUUCAUGGGAAUUGCAAUCACAGGCUUCCUUUCUGCAACUGAUAUGACAAUCAUUGCUCCAAUUUUACCAACGAUUGCAGGUGAUAUGCCACCUUCAGAUAUAAGUCCAACUUGGAUCACAUCUGCUUUUCUGUUAGCAAUGAUGACUUUUCAACCUUUAUGGGGUGGUCUAUCUGAUGCUUUUGGUCGUCAAGGCACCCUUUUAGCUUCUAUAGUCAUUUUUCUUGCUGGUUCAAUUCCUUGUACCGUUGCAAGAUCAAUGUUAACAAUGGUUGCCGGAAGAGGCUUACAAGGUGUAGGUGGUGGUGGAAUGCUUGCGAUUGGUGAAGUGAUGUUGUCGGAUAUGACAACAUUGGCAGAAAGAGGUUAUUUCUUAGGUUUGCUUUCUAUGGCUUUUGCCGUGGCUGCCAUUGCUGCUCCUUUGGUAGGAGGUGUUUUUGCUACACAUGGAGGCUAUCUUGGAUGGAGAUGGUCUUUCUUGAUCAAUUUCCCCAUCGGUGUCGUUGCUCUUGCCUUUGUUCUUUCGUCAAACAAGUUCAAGCCACCACCAAAGUUGACAAUGCGAGAGAAAUGGGCACAUUGUGAUGCUACUUCGGCCUUGAUCUUAUUUGCUUCAACUCUUUCGCUCUUGAUCGGAUUGACAAGAGGUGGUGAAGAGUAUGCAUGGAACGAUGGAAGAGUGGUAGCACCGUUGGUUUGCGGUAUUAUUGGACUGAUCGGCUUCUUUGCUCUGCAAUGGCUACCGUUCAAGUUCUUACGCUCAUGGUUCUUGGCACCGAGACCAGUUUUGGAUCCUGCAAUGUUUUUCGGAAAAGGAUUAAGGACAAGUUCAAUUUCGUUUAUUCUGACAUUUUUGCAUGGUAUUUUGUUGUAUGGAGCUAUUCAAACACUUAUUCUUUAUUUCGAAACAAGAGAUGCAACCCCAUUACGUGCUGCCAUCAAUGUUCUGCCCGCAAAUGUCCCUUCUACACCAGCAGCAUUUAUUGCCGGAGUCUUGAUGGCAAUCACUGGUCGUUAUAAGUCACUGAUUAUUGGUUCUCAAAUUCUCAUGUUGGUUGGAUUGGGAAUGUUUGUCUAUUUGGACUCUUUCUCUCCAACGUAUCAAUGGGUCAUCUUUCAAUUAAUCGCAUCGUUAGGAAUUGGUGCAAUGUAUACACUAGCACUUCCUCCAAUUCAAGCAAGUUUACCUCCAGCUUAUCUUGCCCGUGCAACUGCAACAUUUGCUUUCGUUCGUUCUUUCGGUGCAAUUUGGGGUGUCUCAAUCACUUUGGUUGCCUUUAGCGCUCAAGCAAACAAAGAAUUGGACAAGGUUUCAGGAGCUAGUGCAAUUGGCAAAACAACUUCAAUCGGUUCUACUGAAAUCAGGAACGCAUUUGAUCAAUCGCUGCGAGUUGCAUUUUCCGUAUUAGUACCUUUUGCCGCAAUCGGUCUGUUUUUGGCAAUUUUCAUCAAACAUAUUCCUUUGCCGAAUUUCAACACAUCUGAAUAUGGUUUGCAAGAACAGGAACAGGGUACAGAAAAGAAUUCAUCACCUCAUAAAAAGGCCGAAGAAGGUACUUUGCAAACCGGCUUCGAACGCUCUCACACGGCUGGUACCAGUGAAUUAGACUCUGCUUUCAGUUCGCCAAAAGUGGGCGGUCGACUUUCUACUAAUCAGGAACCUACUUCAAUUCCUUUGCGUAGGUCUGACAGUUUCUGGCAUUAA
Meira miltonrushii is the source of this 1834-nucleotide messenger RNA. RefSeq names its product MFS general substrate transporter. The record is from RefSeq and is a predicted model, not a curated record. Gene Ontology annotation, biological process: transmembrane transport. Gene Ontology annotation, molecular function: transmembrane transporter activity. Bases 32 to 1834 code for a protein of 600 amino acids. NCBI's taxonomy places the organism in Eukaryota, Fungi, Basidiomycota, Exobasidiomycetes, Exobasidiales, Brachybasidiaceae. The transcript is spliced from 3 exons.